Molecule: messenger RNA, 1524 nt
Organism: Fragaria vesca subsp. vesca
Lineage: Eukaryota; Viridiplantae; Streptophyta; Magnoliopsida; Rosales; Rosaceae
Product: F-box protein SKP2A-like
Exons: 5
Coding region: 188-1282 (364 amino acids)
Biological process (GO): SCF-dependent proteasomal ubiquitin-dependent protein catabolic process
Cellular component (GO): SCF ubiquitin ligase complex
Molecular function (GO): protein binding
Source: RefSeq, a predicted model, not a curated record
CUCCUUCCGUUUCUAGUCUUCUCUGCUUUCACGAAACAUAAACGUUACAGAGUCAGAGACCAAAUCAAAGCCACCAGAGGAAACAACCCAGUAGCUGUUUACUUUGAUCAAAAACACUGAUUCCCUGAACCAAGGGCUUCUCUGUUGGUUUGUGAAGGCGGUGGGUUGAGGGGUGUGUGUCUUUGAAAUGGUUGGGAAAGAAAACCUCAAGACUGAAGACUUGAACCUGUUGUUUGAGAAGCUGAUGAUGAUUGGUGGUGGCCAAGUGAAAAUGGAAGGGAGGGUUAUUACUGAUUGGAAGGAUAUUCCGAUGGAGCUUUUGCUGCAGAUUCUGACACUUGUGGAUGAUCGGACGGUGAUCACAGCUUCUGGAGUCUGUCGUGGUUGGAGAGAUGCUAUUUGCUUGGGCCUCACUCGGCUCUCCCUCUCAUGGUGUAACAAGAACAUGAACAACUUGGUCCUAUCUCUUGCUCCUAAGUUUACAAGGUUGCAAACUCUAAUACUACGUCAGGAUAAACCCCAACUUGAAGACAAUGCUGUUGAAAGCAUUGCAAACUUCUGUCAUGAUCUGCAGGUCCUGGACCUUAGCAAAAGCUUCAAGCUCACUGAUCGCUCCCUGUAUGCCUUAGCUCAUGGGUGUCCUAAUCUUAUGAGACUCAACAUCAGCGGUUGUUCUGCAUUCAGUGACAUUGCUCUUGAAUAUCUGGCUGGCUUUUGCCCAAAAAUGAAAGUAUUAAAUCUGUGUGGAUGUUCCAGGGCUGCAUCAGAUAGGGCAUUGCAGGCUAUUGGGCGUUACUGCAGUGAGUUGCAGUGUCUGAAUCUUGGUUGGUGUGAGGAAGUCGGUGAUGUCGGAGUUAUGAGUUUGGCAUAUGGAUGCCCUGACCUAAGAACUGUCGACUUGUGCGGCUGUGUCCAAAUAACAGAUGACAGUGUGGUUGCUUUGGCAAACAAAUGCCCUCAUCUGAGAUCCCUCGGCCUUUACUAUUGUCAAAACAUUACAGACAAGGCAAUGUACUCUUUGGCCCAGAGUCUUGCCGCAAUGUGGGAAACCAGGAAAAGCAAGAACGAUGAGGAAGGGCUCAAGACUCUCAAUAUCAGCCAGUGCACAGCCCUCACCCCUGAUGCUGUUCAGGCAGUGUGCGACUCCUUUCCAUCACUUCAUACCUGCUCUGGAAGGCACUCUCUCAUCAUGAGUGGCUGUUUGAACUUGACAUCUGUGCAUUGUGCAUGUGCUGUCCAGGCGCACCGCGCUGCUGCUGCCUACCCUCACUCAGCUCAUUGAGUUGGGGACUGAGGACUUUCAGUGAGCUUGAGAGGCUGAAACACUGAGCUCAGUACAUAUGUUGUUUAUGUUGAGAUGUAAAAAGAUUGGCUGCAAAUGGGCAGCAGCCAUUUGUUUAAAGCAACGGACUUUCAGAAUUGCCUUAAACUUGUUCCACCAGCUUUUAAUUAUGAAUAAUGCAGCGUGCCAUUGAAAAGACAAAAUUUGGUUUCAACAUUUGUCUUGGUCUUUGGUCUUUCUCA